AUGGCUCUGUUGUGAAUCAGUCGCAUUAUUUAUUCACUGAAAUAAUAUUUUGGAUUAGGUAUCUUCCAAAAUGCCGAAAGUACGAGCGGAAAAGAAAUCCCGUGUCCAUACGGAUGUGGCCAAACAAGGCAUCGUUUUCAACAAGGACUUCGGUCAGCACAUCCUCAAGAAUCCGCUCAUUGUCACAUCGAUGCUGGAUAAAGCCGGCUUACGUCCUACGGAUGUGGUGCUGGAAAUCGGUCCUGGUACCGGUAACAUGACGGUAAAGCUGCUGGAAAAGGUCAAGAAAGUGGUUGCUUGCGAAAUCGAUCCUAGGUUGGUAGCGGAACUCCAGAAACGUGUACAGGGUACACCGAUGCAAUCGAAGCUUCAGAUCUUGAUCGGUGACGUGCUGAAAGCGGAUUUACCUUUUUUCGAUUGUUGCGUUGCUAACAUGCCGUACCAGAUCAGCUCGCCGUUUGUGUUCAAACUGUUGCUGCAUCGGCCUUUCUUCCGGUGUGCGGUGUUGAUGUUCCAGCUGGAAUUUGCUCAGCGAUUGGUUGCCAAACCCGGAGAUAAGCUUUAUUGUAGAUUGAGCGUCAACACACAGCUGCUAGCCCGCGUGGACAUGUUGAUGAAGGUGGGGAAGAACAACUUCCGACCGCCGCCGAAAGUGGAGAGCAGCGUGGUAAGAAUUGAACCGCGAAAUCCUCCGCCUCCGAUCAACUACACCGAAUGGGAUGGCCUAACGAGGAUAGCUUUUUUGAGGAAGAAUAAGACCCUGGCUGCGGCAUUCAAGCACACCUCGGUUAUGACAAAUUUGGAGCAAAAUUACAAGAUGCAAUGCUCGCUGAAGAAUCAGGACGUUCCAGAAGGGUUCAACAUUAAGGAGAUGGUGGAAGGGAUAUUGCAGAAGAUUGAUGCCAGCAGCAAGCGAGCAAGAACGAUGGACAGUGAUGACUUUAUGACGGUUCUACAUGCAUUCAAUACGGAAGGAAUUCACUUUAGUUAAAGUGGGUUGGUUUUGGUAGUAU
This is a messenger RNA of Ochlerotatus camptorhynchus, 1013 nucleotides long. RefSeq names its product probable dimethyladenosine transferase. Gene Ontology annotation, cellular component: nucleolus. Gene Ontology annotation, biological process: rRNA methylation. The coding region runs from base 71 to 991 and encodes 306 amino acids. Gene Ontology annotation, molecular function: rRNA (adenine-N6,N6-)-dimethyltransferase activity. The record is from RefSeq and is a predicted model, not a curated record. Lineage: Eukaryota; Metazoa; Arthropoda; Insecta; Diptera; Culicidae. The transcript has 2 exons.